Molecule: messenger RNA, 4933 nt
Organism: Antechinus flavipes (yellow-footed antechinus)
Lineage: Eukaryota; Metazoa; Chordata; Mammalia; Dasyuromorphia; Dasyuridae
Gene: KCTD8
Product: potassium channel tetramerization domain containing 8
Exons: 2
Coding region: 64-1485 (473 amino acids)
Biological process (GO): regulation of G protein-coupled receptor signaling pathway; protein homooligomerization
Molecular function (GO): protein binding
Source: RefSeq, a predicted model, not a curated record
GGCAGAGGGGAGCGGGCGAGAGAAAGGGGGCUGCUUCCAGGGGUCGCUCGGCUGGCCGGGGGCAUGACCAUGGCUCUGAAGGACACGGGCAGCGGAGGCGGCACCAUCCUGCCCAUCAGCGACAUGAUCUCCUCCACUUCCCCGGCGCCGGCGGCCGCCGGCUCUUUCGCGGGUCCCUGCGCCCCGUCUCCCUUCCCCGAGGUGGUGGAGCUGAACGUGGGGGGCCAGGUCUACGUGACCAAGCACUCGACGCUGCUCAGCGUCCCGGACAGCACUUUGGCCAGCAUGUUCUCGCCGCCCAGCCCCCGGGGCGGCGGCCGGCGCCGCGGGGAGCUGCCCAGGGAUAGCCGAGCGCGCUUCUUCAUCGACCGGGACGGCUUCCUCUUCAGGUACGUGCUGGAUUACCUGCGGGACAAGCAGCUCUCCCUGCCCGAACACUUCCCGGAGAAGGAGCGGCUUUUGCGGGAGGCCGAGUACUUCCAGCUGGGCGACCUGGUCAAGCUGCUGUCGCCCAAGGUGACCAAGCAGAGCUCGCUCAACGACGAGGGCUGCCAGAGCGACCUGGAGGACAACCUGUCUCAGGGCAGCAGCGACCUGCUCCUGCUGCGGGGCGCCGCCUCGGCCGCCGCCGCCCCCGGGCCCGGCGGCAUCAGCAGCGGCUCCCUGCUGGACAAGCGCUCGGGCUUCCUCACGCUGGGCUACCGGGGCUCCUACACCACGGUGCGGGACAACCAGGCGGACGCCAAAUUCCGCCGCGUGGCGCGCAUCAUGGUGUGCGGCCGCAUCGCGCUGGCCAAGGAGGUCUUCGGGGACACUCUGAACGAGAGCCGGGACCCCGACCGCCCCCCGGAAAAGUACACGUCCCGCUUCUAUCUCAAGUUCACCUACUUGGAACAGGCGUUCGACCGGCUGUCGGAGGCCGGCUUCCACAUGGUGGCGUGUAACUCCACGGGCACCGCAGCCUUCAUCAACCAGUACCGGGACGACAAGAUCUGGAGCAGCUACACCGAGUACAUCUUCUUCAGACCACCCCAGAAAACGGUGUCACCCAAGCAAGACCGGGAAGACAGGAAGCAGGAUAAAGUCACAGACAAGGGCAGUGAAAGUGGGACUUCCUGUAACGAGCUCUCUACGUCCAGUUGUGAUAGCCACUCAGAAGCCAGCACCCCACAAGAGAACCCAGCUAAUGCCCAGCAGGCAGCAGCCCACCAACCAAAUACUUUGACAUUGGAUCGUCCCUCCAAAAAGGCACCAGUGCAGUGGAUGCCGCCUCCGGACAAACGCAGGAACAGUGAACUCUUUCAGACGCUAAUUAGCAAGUCUCGUGAAACGAAUCUUUCUAAAAAGAAAGUGUGCGAGAAGUUGAGUGUGGAAGAAGAAAUGAAAAAAUGCAUUCAGGAUUUUAAAAAAAUCCACAUCCCCGAUUAUUUUCCAGAACGCAAACGCCAGUGGCAAUCGGAACUGUUACAGAAGUAUGGGUUAUAGUAAUGGUCCGCUUCACAAAAUAGUUCAAGAGAUAUCCAAUGUUGAUUUAUUUAUCGAUACCUGACUGACGUCUUCCUUAUGGUCUAUUCUGCAGUCGGUGUGGUCCUUGCUGCUCUUACCGUAAAUAGUAGAUGGUGGACAGUACCUGGUUUUGUUUUGUUUUGUUUUUCUAAAAAAUGAAAAAAAAAAAAGCCGAAAUGAAACAAACGCAAAUACAAAAUGAAAAAUGAUGUGUCUGAUCUAAAGCAGUUUGUAAGCGUGAAGUGGAAAUGUGCAUGAUCAAGAGUCUUGAAAUCUUGAUUUUUCAAGCUCUAGUCAACUGGACAUCUUGUCAUUUUGUAGUCCAUCAAACACCAGUCAUCGUAUCACCCCAUGUUAUGUCACCAAUAAACAUGACUUAAUAUGGAUGAAGCAACAUGAAGUAUAAAAUAUUAGAAGAUGGUUAUAGAACCCAGUCCCCAACUGUCUCAUUGUUUAAUGCAAUAAAGCAAAUCUCUCUUUUGCAUGAGCACAAUGUUAAAAAUAAGUCACACACGCAAAAGGAAAGACCGGUAGGUUGUUUGGAUAAAUAUUUGUUUCAGGCCAAACUGAUAUAUUUAAGGGGUGUUGGGGAUUGAAUUUAUUUUGUUCCAGAUCUGUGAUUUUCCUGUGUGUAUGGUGUUCUCUAUGUAAAGAUGGUGUAAAUAUGCCUUAUACUGUUUUAUUAUGGCACCAACAUUCAUCUAUUAGUGCUCGUCAGGAUUAUUUCUGUGAAAUGCAAACAUUGCAGCAGAUUGUGAAAAUUGGUCUGAUGGUACUCUGAAAGUUCCUGUUUAUCAUGCUAGUCAACAACAUUGGACAAAUGGAAAAAAAAACAUCUUAAUGUGUCUAUUAAAAAGGAACAUGUGAUAGAAUGAUUUGAUGUCCACGGCCUCAUCUUUAUGAUUAAUCAUCCAAUCACUAAAUUAUUUCUAAUCUAGUCCCAAACUCCAGAUCAAUAUGAACAAAUAGAAGCAGAACUUUUGGUGUCUGGGGCAAGAUUCAUAAUGCAGGACUGAGGCAGACAGCAGGAAAACACUCUCAACUCAACUUUUUAUGACAAGUUCUGGUGAGAAGCAGCAAUCCUGGGGCAUCAGCCUUAAUGUGCUAUAUUGACAUGAGAACAGAGCUCAGCCGGGGGAAGGUAAUCAGGGGUGGAGGCAAAGAGUAUCUGGGACAUUCCUGUUUUGACUAAUUGAUCCUGACAACUAGUCACGAAGAUCACUCUGCUAAAGGAAUCUAAGUGUUAGUAGCACCCCCUAAUUGUAAUGCCUUAGGAGAAAACUAAUUUGCUCCAACUGUUAGGACUCAGUAGACCCAUAACAUUAGAAAUUAAUCAGAGGUCAAAAUGAGGAUUCAAAUUUGGACAGAGAAAAUGCAUCUUUGCUCAUAAUUAUAACAUAACAAAAUCUCAUCGAAAAUGCACUAAGAUUUUAAUCAAUCUGACAGACAUAUCAAAGGAGGCUGUAGAGAGCUUUGGGAAGGUCUCUCUUAUAAAAGACGCAGCUAGGAAGACCUGAGUUCAAAUCCAGUCUCAGAGAAGCAGUAACCAUAUGACCCUAUAAUUCUCUAUUUGUCUUAAUUCACUGGAGAAAGAAAAGGCAAACCACUCCAGUACCUUUGCUGAGAAAACCCCAUAUGGGUCACUAGGAAUUGUACACAACUGAACAACUCUUGUAAAUCAAUAGUCUAGAAAUCAAUGGCCAACCAAAAUGUCAGGAUAAAUAGGCUGUUUCUUUUUAGUCAAAGACAGAUUAUGGCCUCAAUUUAUCAGAAGUGAUUCUUACAUUAAAAUACUUAUGUAUUCACAUUGCUACUAAAAAUCUUGAACAGGUUAGAGAAUAAGCAUGGAAAAGUAAGGAAUUUUUUCAAUAAAACAUUAAUAUCCUGUGUGGGUCGUAGAUAAAACUUUGAGUGGCAAUUGUGAUAAGUUACUUUUUCAGAAUAAUACAAUGAAAUGGAAAAAUAGAGAGGUAAAUUACACAGCUCACUCAAAUGCUGAAAACAAAAGCUACAAUAUCAUUUCCAAUGUCUAUUUUAUAAUGUCAUGCCAUUAAAAUUAUAUAUAUAUAUGUAUAUGUAUAUGUAUAUGAGGGCUAUCUAGUCCAAUCUAAUCCAAUUACAGUUUUCAGAUGCCCAGAGUUGCACAUCAAAAAGUUGACAGAUCUGGGGGUGGAAUCAGCUCUUUUGAUUCCCUUUCCAGUGUUCACCAUGAUAUUACUUUUCAUCUGAUAUCCCUCCUAUUCUAUUCCACAAACUUGCUAAAGCAGGAAGAGCACAACACAAGGAAGUAGGAGGUUGUGUUUUUGUUUCCUAGCUAAAAAUUAGAAACUAUGAGAAUUUGAAAAAGAUGAUGAAAAUCCAAGCCUUAAGAUGCCUUAAUUACUCAUCAAUAUGAAUACUGAUACCUUCCACUAUCAGAAAACAAAAGACUAGAAUACAUAAUAUCCUGAAGGCUUUUCUAAAUAUAAGAUCUAUAAUUUUAUGAUAUGAAAUUUAGGCAAACAUAAAUCUCCAUUCCCCCCCUUUUUAAACUUGAAAUAUCCAAGUUUAAGUUAGAAAAUGGGGGAAAGGAUUUUCCUAAUCUUCAAUUCAAAUAUUCUGAUAAAGUCAAAUCCAUAUUGUUUUAGAAACUUUAAGAAAAUACAAUUCUUAUAAUGGUAAUGAUUCAAAUUAUAGUGAUGUAUAAAAAUAUUGAAUCAUAGAUUGGGACUCAAGAGACAACUGAACCUCCCCCCCCCCAAAAAUGAAAUAACCUGACCAAAAUCAAAAUGGAGAAAGGGAAUAGGUAUUUAGUAAAUAUCUAUCAAGUAUAUAACACCAUGCUAAGAGUUUGAUAAGUAGAGUCCUGUCAUUUGGUACCAGGGAGUAAAUAUUAGAGCUAUCUGUAAUUUGAACCUAAAUCCUGAUUCCAAAUUCAAGGCUUUUUCUACUGUACCAUGCUGUUUCUUAAGAAGAUUAGCAGGAUUUCAAAGAAAGCUUUUUCGAUUCAUUUCAAUAAACUUACUGUUUUUAAGGUGAUCUUCAUGUAUUUCAUGUAUUGGUUUAUCCUCCUUUAUUUGCUGUGGAAGAAAAAUUUGAGAGUAGAAUAGAGUGACUGUAAUCAGUUACUGGUAAAUUGUUUAGUCCACACUUAUGAUUUCACCCAAUUGGUAAAAUGAAUCCUCUCAGUAUCUCCUCUAUAUUUUAUAGUCUUAUUUGCUUGGAGACACUAAAAGGUUAAAUUACUUAUUCAUGUAGGCAUCCAAGUAAGUAUUCUGAGGGUAUGUAUAAAAAAAGGAAGGAAUGAGCCUGCCUUUCUAACUUGAAGGCCAGCUCUUAAUUCAUCGCCACUUUUUUUUCCUCACAGGAUCUAUAGUAAUUGCUUUGUAAAUGAUUUGAAUUAAAUUGUGUUGGGUUUGUUAAUACACAAAUAAAAUUUAGAAUAUUG